AUGACAAUGGCACCUCCAAGGCUGGAAAAGGGUGUUGGGGUGUUAGAUAAGCCAGUAAUAGAGAAAGCAACUCCUGGAAGAGAGUCUGAGUUUGACUUGAGGAAAUCAAGGAAAAUGGCACCACCAUAUAGAGUGAUGCUACACAAUGACAACUACAACAAGAGGGAAUAUGUUGUGCAAGUGUUGAUGAAGUUAACUAGAAUUGGUCGAGAUGCAGUUUUAUAUGUUGAGUCGCUCAUUGAGUCAAUCAUGGGAGGAUUAGAAGGGCUAAUCAACAUUCUUGAUUCUGAAGGAGCUUCUACCAGAAGUCAGCUGAAACUACAAAUGGCUUUUGAUGGGCAGGAAAGAUAUAUGAAGAGAUCUUGGGAGCCAAGUGAUAAAGCUGAUCUUCACUUUGUCUACAAAGAUGUUGAAGGAGUAUCAACUCAAUGA
This is a messenger RNA of Lactuca saligna, 432 nucleotides long. The record is from the annotation of a GenBank genome assembly. NCBI's taxonomy places the organism in Eukaryota, Viridiplantae, Streptophyta, Magnoliopsida, Asterales, Asteraceae.